Oreochromis niloticus (Nile tilapia) is the source of this 6262-nucleotide messenger RNA. RefSeq names its product Kruppel-like factor 7a (gene klf7a). The transcript has 5 exons. Bases 172 to 1077 code for a protein of 301 amino acids. Gene Ontology annotation, biological process: regulation of transcription by RNA polymerase II. Gene Ontology annotation, molecular function: DNA-binding transcription factor activity, RNA polymerase II-specific; RNA polymerase II cis-regulatory region sequence-specific DNA binding. The record is from RefSeq and is a predicted model, not a curated record. NCBI's taxonomy places the organism in Eukaryota, Metazoa, Chordata, Actinopteri, Cichliformes, Cichlidae.
UCUAUUUUGGCAACACGGAUACGCAUGGAGCCUCCAUCACCUCCAGCCUCCUCUUUACGCACCGACUCCCGAGAAUGCGCGCAGGUACGGGGAAGCCAGCCGCCUCGCUCAGCCGCUAACCUCCCUGUUUAAGGACUAAUAUGAAAGAAGUGGAUUUAGAGAGCGUAAAGCAUGGAUGUCUUGGCGAACCACAGUAUCUUUCAGGAACUUCAGCUCGUGCACGACACCGGCUACUUCUCGGCCAUGCCUUCGCUGGAGGAGAACUGGCAGCAGACCUGCCUGGAAUUGGAGCGCUAUCUGCAGACAGAGCCCAAGCGUUUGUCGGAGCUCUUUGACCAAGACUUGGAUGGCCUCCUAACUCCAGCCUACAUGAAGGAGGAUGGAGAGGAGGAGCUGUCAGACACCCUGCUCCCCAGCCUGCCGAGGCUCCCAGAACCACCGAGCCCACCUCCGGUGAUCCUUUGCCCUACUCGAAAGAACUUCCCUUCCCCUGGCGCUGUGAGGAGAGACCUCAAAGCCAAAGGACAAGGGGUGGAAAAUAUAGAGGGCAUGGAAGGGGUCCACCAGGCUCAGCUGAGUGCCGUCACCUCCCUGACACCUCCGUCAUCACCAGAACUCGGCCGACACCUCGUCAAACCCAACCAGACGCUGACGGCCUCGGCUGAUGGGACACUCACCUUGAAGCUGGUAGCCAGGAAGGUGGGGCUCAGCGCAGCCCGGUUGGUGGCGGGGCACACGCUUCCUGUCCAGGUGAAAGAUGAAGAUGAGGGGGCUGCAUGUGUGAUCGGGGUUGGAGAGCUACCAGAAAACAAGAAGAGGAUUCACCGCUGCCAAUUCAAUGGCUGCAGAAAGGUGUACACCAAGAGCUCCCACCUAAAGGCCCAUCAGAGGACACAUACAGGUGAGAAGCCAUACAAGUGCUCGUGGGAGGGCUGCGAGUGGCGAUUCGCCCGGAGCGACGAGCUGACGAGGCACUACCGCAAACACACCGGCGCCAAGCCUUUUAAGUGCAACCACUGUGACAGGUGUUUCUCGCGGUCGGAUCACUUGGCGCUACACAUGAAGAGGCACAUCUGAGAAAUUCGGGAGAGGUCAGCGGGAGAGUGGAUGAAAGAGAGAGGAAAAGGAUGGAGGCAGAGUGGAAGAAAGAGAGGGAACGUCUGCAGAAAAAUAACACCUUGGAUUUCAGAGAGAGACGGCAGGACAGAUUGAAAAAAAAAAAGAAAACACAAGAUCUGGUCUUUCUCGACUGGAGAAAUGGAAACCACACAGGGACUACAGACAGAAAUACAGGCAGACAGACAAACUGAUCCUAAGUGGCUCUGUCAAUCUGUGCACGACCAGUUGGUCCAUGAUUCCACGGUGACACAUCUUCACCUCACAACCGCCCCCCCCCCCCCCCCAACUCCCCUGUGUUGUCGCGUGGACUAUACAGACGCUCCAUCCCACCCUUCAUAUGUGUCUCAGAGGGGAUGUCACAUGAUGAGCGACAGGCCACGUGCUUGUAGUUGGCAGCUUUUUAUUUCUCACCCUUUGCAGUCUUUGCCUUGCUGUGGUCCCUCUGUGAAAUGCUUCCAGCCCUGUUCAUGCAGCAGUGCUCCACAUGCCAGCUAGGACACCAAUGCCAAACUGGACCAGUUGUACUGUAACUCUGUUGUACUGCGAUGAGUACUACUGUUACAACACAUAUAUUUGAAAAGAAGACUUCAUUUUCAAUAGCAGUUCAGCCAAGCAAGCGCGAAGGCUGACUUUCACUCCCUCAGUACUCGCCACACCCUUUAGAAUUCACCAUUUCUUAUAUAUCCAACAAAUAUUUGACAGUUUUCAUCAAACGUCUGUCUUAUCUGCCAACUGGAUCCAUUCAUAAAUCCCUAUGACUUCAUGGCAUAUGAGCACUUGCUUGAAUGGAGCGUUUCAUUAGAUUUCGAAGACUUGAAAAUGGAAGUGUGUCCCACUGAUGUGCUGUGAAGACUGACUGAGGUCAUGUAGGCGGUUAGCUUGCUCUAUGAACUUCUUUUACCGGUUACGACUAGGCAAGGCUAACUUACCUACACUGGGAAAGACUCCUAGAACAUCAGCUGGAACUGAGUGGUUCAAGAGAUGCGAGAUGGCUCUUAGGAGUGUUUUUCCUCUCUGGGAUCUUAGCACUAAUGAGUUGUUGUCAAAAAACUGUUGCACAAUUGACUCUGUUGGCAAACUUUUGUAAAAAUGUAUCCACUGUCUUGAACCGGGAAUUAAUUAGGGACUCAACAAAUGCUGGCUUUCACGUGCCAAAUGAGCAUGGACAGCCAAAUGCACAAGUUGAAGCAGCUAGCUAGCUGCGAUAGCACACCGAACACAAACAAAAAUCACUAUGUACGUAAAGGCUAUUUUAUUUCUAGGAAAUAGUUCUCCUGUUUGUUUGAAGAAAAAAAAAACAGUUAAAAAAGACAGCGUUGGAGAAUUCACUGGCAGACAAAAAACAAUUAAAUAAAAAAAAUAAAAAACUCUGCAGUAGAUGCCCAAAAUGAUCUCUUUGGCACUUGAGAGUGAUUGGCAACUAACUAGCCACUAGGUUCUGCCCUUUUCAUACCAUCCUUGCAUACUACUUUUUCCAAUUUAGCAGCUCUUAGACAGCCUUUUCGGAAACAAAUAAUUUUUAAAAAAGCACCAUUUAACAGCUCUUUAAACAUGGCCCUAUGCAGAUCAAAAGACAUUCCCGAUCAACAUGUAGGACUGAAUGCAGAUUUCUACUCUGCCAGACAAAGAAGAACUUUUUGGAAGAAACAAAUUUAAUGAACUGGGUGGCUCUUCUCAGAGCAAAUCAGCGUGAAUGUAUCUAUUGCAAGUCUAAACAUGUUGCUGGGCCCAGAAGUGUGGUUGGUAAGAUCAUACAAGGCACCAUUUGUAUUUAUACUUUUUUACUUUUAAAAUGAACAAUGGGAUUUGGAAAACUAGCUAGCCACACCUGGUAACUUUUACUGGACCACUGAGAGGUCAUGAGUAUGGAUUUCCAGUGGGUCUGGAGUGUGUUAGGGGAGGAUGGGAUCUGCUCAGUCAGCAAUGAUAACUGCCCCAUCAGCUCACAAAACUGCAGCGGAGUGAAACCCACACGCACAAAGAGACACAUACAUUCACUCUGAGAAAACUGGAAUUAUCAUCUGUCCUGUGUGACCUGACUUUACUUAGAUACAACCAAGACUGAUAAAAAGGUCAUAAACAUCUUCGUGUCGCAGAUGAAGGUAAACACAGGCUCAUCUCAAGCACACACAAAUAUAGAAGAGAGCUUGAACAAAAGUAGACUGUGAAGAUACUGACGAAACUUUACUGAGGACAGCUGCGUCAAAGCGUAAAUUCUUUAUUUUAAGACUUUAAUUUGUGUGCUUUGCUUUGAAGCAAAAGUUAACCUGCAUCUGUUUGCAUUUUAGAAUGAAAGACACAACAUUUACUUUACUGUGUUACACCGGAGGCACAUAACAGUUUGUGCAUUAGUGCAGUCUAGCUCAAUAUUUUCUAGACACGAUAUAGUAAUGGCUCUGAAGGUAGAUACAGCAUCAAUAACGUCUUUACAUAGUGAACUUAUUCUAAAUGUGGAAGCAAGUCUGACGUUUAUUUGUUCUUCAGCAAAUACCUGUCAGAUAACUUGUUUUUUCUCUCUCCUGUCUUUGCAAGGUCCAUUUGCAAAGACAAAAGAGACUGACCACUUAAUUUUAAGGAGGCCAAAAUUUUUCACAAGCCUUCCAGAUUGAAACUACUAUUAGUAUUUAGCUGUGUCUCAACUUGCAUACUUCCAUACUUGCUGUUUGCAGGCGUGUUCCUUGAGGAAAAUCCAUUAGCUAAGUGAGGCAUGGUAAAAUGCUGCUAUCCACUUGUUAAGUCCGACAUUAUUAGCCAAUUCCAGGUCUAAACGCUCCUUCGGUUCCCAAAACACCAAGGCACCUUUUAAACAGUUGAAAUUCUUUCAGCUCCAAUAAAAAUGAUUACUAUGGCUGUUCUUUCAAGUGUAACAAUAAAGAUUCAUGUCCAGCCAUCCAUGAAAAGAGGAGCUAGUAACUUUAGCAGGGUUAGAUGUUAGCAGGAAGUUAGCUGACUACAUAUAACAUGCUCUAACUGAAGUAUUCUAAAAUUAAUAAAUAAAUAAAAAGACAACAAUGCUAUACCUUUGGACAACAACAAAGAUGGAACACUAAAUAGUAGCAAUGUUUGGAGAGUUAAAGACAUUUGACUAAUGGGAUAAAUGGAUAUUUGCACAUAAUAAGUGCUACCUGGUGGCUAGCUGCAGAGCUAUAGCUAAUAUAAACACAAUAGCACAGGGAAGAUGACGGAUUUAAACUGUUCUCCGUGUCAAGGAAGAAGACGAGAAGCUGUCCACAGCUCGAGGUUAGUUAUUUUUUUUGCUGUGCAGUUUAGCUGAAAAAACAAAAAAAAGUCAUGGUCUUAAGCUUAAUAUAGUCACUGAAAUCUGAGCUAGACUAAGAGUGAUUCUUUGGGUUAUAGUGCACAUAAUGAGCUUUUAAAAACGGAGCUUAAAGACAUGAUGCACAUGAAUAUUUCUAAUAAAAAAAAUUUAAAACCAGCUUUUUUUUCUAUUAACUAAAACACAGCACAAAGCAUUACAGCCUGAGACAAUGCAGUAAAUGCUUGGACCUGGAAACAGGGUUGAUACGUCGUCACUUAACUAGCAGAAUGUCAGUUUCUCUUCAUGCAUGGAAAAUUACUAACAUAAGUAUCGGAAUUGAGACACAGAUUAGGAAAUGAUGAAUACUGGAAGCAUUUUAGAUUUGGAAAUGAUGAUUUGGAAGUCUUUCACUUUGUACCAGGCUAUCAGACCCAAGUUUUUCCUGCUUAGCUUCUCUCCUCAUGUGAAGAUGAAAUGAAGAAUUCAAGUUUAACCUGUGGGUUAAAAUUGUAUCAUCGAUGGCAGCUCUACUUGUGCGUAUUUGAGUAUUUCAACAGGGUACGCUCCUGUUGAAGUGAACUGUUGCAAAUGAGUGGGAAAAGGGGGAUUUUUUAUUUAUUCUUAGAUUUUUAUUUUGUUUGGUUUGGGGGGGGGGGGGGGGGUUGUGUGUUCACGCUCCUUACCAUUCAAGGAUAGCGGAACAUUUUGGACUGAAAUUUUAAGAGUUUAAAGAUAUGGAUCCCAAUGACAGGACAGUUUAAAAUUUUGCCUGACUCUUGUUGUGAGCUGACAGAAACAAUUUUUCUCUUCAUGUAUCUGCCGGGAACUCGAGAACUGGGAUUUCAAAAGUGAAUGUGUUUUCUUGGAAAGGUCGUUUCAUGUCGUCUCUGAGGAUGCGGUUCAGUUCUGUGUCAUCUUAAUGAAUGAUUGUUAAUUCUGCCGUGCCUGUGUUUUUCUUCGUCCGUUUGUAUUUGCACUCUGAAUUUUUUGGAAAGCUCACUUGCAUAUCUGCUGUUUUCUGUCUGCUUGUGUACCACUCUUCACACGACGACCCCUCGGCGAUGAAACACUGGUCACAAAAGUCUGUAUAGUAGCCGGUUUUUUUUAGCACAAAAGGUACAUGCAUACACGCUUCACGGAUUCACAUACAUUGCAGAUGUGCAGACAAACCUACACAAGCCGCAUGCCUGCAGACACGCUCGGACGCAUCCAUAAAUGCGCAAAUAUGUACAAGCACAUCUCGAAUCCACGCACUCACAAAAACACACACACACAGACACAAACACCUAUCCUGCGCUCUCCUUGUGGGUUUUUCCUACACCUUGUGAGAGUCGGAGAUCCAGACUGCAGCUCUUGCUCUCAGCAGAGGGGGGUGCACACGCAUUACUAUGUGUGACACCACUUCUGUUUCCACCAGGUCUGAAUUUUAAAUCAAACACACCCCCGUUUUUCUACCAGCAUUCUCUCAUCACUUCCCCCUCUUCCUCCUCCCCCUCCUCCUCUUUCCCUCCCUACCCCCUUCCUUCCAUUUUCUCAGAUAUGAUCCCUUUCAACUCCUCUCCUCUGUCCGACCCCCCCCCCCACCACCACCUGCCUCCCAACCACCACCGUUCCACCUCCACCUCCCUUCUAUUUUUUCUCCUCUGUUCUCUUUCUCCUUUUCUUUCUCUGUAAAAAGUGUUUCAAAUUUAUCAUUUGUAUAUUAUGAUGUAUGGGUACGAUAAUGUUCUUUAUUAUGGAAAAAUGAGAAAGAUUUAUUUUUGUUACCGGUUUGUUUCAUAAUUCCUUUUUUAAAUUGGUAUUGUAAUAUCUCUAUGCAAGGAACUGUUCGGUGAAUCGUUUUUAUUUAAGAAUGUAAUUAUGUGUAAUAAAUGGUAGAAGCAG